Prunus avium (sweet cherry) is the source of this 3866-nucleotide messenger RNA. NCBI's taxonomy places the organism in Eukaryota, Viridiplantae, Streptophyta, Magnoliopsida, Rosales, Rosaceae. The record is from RefSeq and is a predicted model, not a curated record.
UGCUGGAGCCUUCGAGAAAUGGCAUGCUGAUCAGUACGGAUUAUAUUUUGUGUUCGAAGGACCAAGAAGCAGAACAAACAUUCUUAUAAUGUCUUUGCAAGCACAGAGGCCACUCAGCUGGCGAACAGUCUUCCAAGAGAGAGGAAGCAAUUUGAAGCUCAAACCAUUUACUGGGUUUUCUCCUCAUGGAAGAUAUUCUUCAUGGUUCAAAGGAGACCUGGCAAGUGGGGUUUCAUACCAAAUUACUGCCAGUUCAGCUGAUUUUUCAAGGAGGAGACAGAGAAAAAUGACCACUCCUUCUAACAGCCCUGGUCCCAAGGGAUUAGUGCCAAAAACUCCAGUAGGAACUAGCGUCCAGAAGACGAAUCAAAAGAGUAAUGGGGAUAAAAAGGGUUCUAUAUCUUCAACAUCCAGUGAACUUGCUGGGCCCAACAAGAAAACAAUUGAAUUGAGAGUUGAUACCAAAGGAGAAUGGGCAGUUGAACCUUCACAAGAGAAUGAUGUCGAGGAAAAAAGAAUUGGUGAAACUAGUAGUAAAGUUGAGGGAUCAUCUUCAAUUAGCAAACCGUCAGAUAUUGCUAGAGGUAUUCAAGGGAUAGAAAAUGGGAGUGUAGGUAAGGUCCUUGAGGACUUGGCAGAGAUACAGCCAAAAGGAACAGCUUCCAAGGGUGAUGAUGAGAAUGUGGCAGAAGCAAUACUUUCUGACAAACAGCGUUUGGCUAAAAGAAAGAUGGAUGACUCUGUGGAUGACAAAGGCACUGAUACUGAUAAAAAGUUAACCAAUGAAGCUUCUUUAAAAUCAAAGUUGGAAAUGGAAGAAAAAUUGCGUGAAGAGGAGAUUGUGAGGCUUGCUGAGGAGAACUUCUUAAGAGGGAACAAAAUCUUUGCCUAUCCUCAGGUGGUGAAACCUGAUCAAGGUAUAGAUAUUUUUCUUAAUAGAAGUCUAUCCACCCUAAGCAAUGAGCCAGAGAUUUUCAUAAUGGGAGCCUUUAAUGACUGGCGGUGGAAAUCUUUUACCUUCAGGUUGAACAAAACACAACUCAAAGGGGAUUGGUGGUCUUGCCAGUUUCAUGUUCCUAAAGAAUCAUAUAAGAUAGACUUCGUGUUCUUCAAUGGUCAAAAUGUUUAUGACAAUAAUGAUGAGAAAGAUUUCUACAUAGCCGUGGAAGGUGGAAUGGACCUCAUUGCAUUUGAAGAUUUCUUGCUUGAUGAGAAGCGCAAAGAACUAGAGAAACUUGCAAAGGAGCAAGCUGAGAGGGAAAGGCAAGCGGAGGAGCAGAGGCGAAUUGAAGCAGAGAAGGCAGCAAGUGAAGCUGACAGAGCAGAGGCAAGAGCAGAGAUUGAAAGGAGACGAAAAAUGGUGCAAGAGUUGAUAAAAAAGGCUGUAAGGUCUGUAGAGAAUGUUUGGUACAUAGAGCCUAGUGAGUUUAAAGGUGAGGACUUGGUGAACUUAUACUAUAACCGAAGCUCAGGUCCUCUUGCUCAUGCUAAGGAACUAUGGAUUCAUGGGGGGCAUAAUAAUUGGAAGGAUGGAUUAUCUAUUGUUCAGAGGCUAGUUAGCUCUGAGAAAAAGGAUGGUGACUGGUGGUAUGCCAAUGUUGUUGUACCUGAUCAAGCUGUUGUCUUGGAUUGGGUUUUUGCCGAUGGACCACCUCAAAAUGCUGUUCUAUAUGAUAACAACCACCGCCAUGAUUUCCAUACGAUAGUUCCAAAGUCCAUUCCUGAGGAACUAUAUUGGGUUGAGGAAGAACACCAGAUAUAUAGGAAGCUCCAGGAGGAGAGGAGAUUAAGGGAGGAGGCAAUACGUGCCAAGGCCGAAAGAACAGCACGUAUGAAAGCAGAAAUGAAGGAAAGAACUUUGAAAAGGUUUUUGCUGUCUCAGAAGCAUAUAGUGUACACUGAGCCUCUUGAUGUUCAAGCUGGAAGCAUGGCAACGGUCUUCUACAAUCCUGCCAGUACAGUUCUGAAUGGAAAGCCUGAGGUUUGGUUCAGAGGCUCUUUUAACCGUUGGACCCAUCGCAAGGGUCCAUUGCCACCACAGAAGAUGUUACCUGCAGAGACUGGUUCUCAUGUCAAGACAACUGUUAAAGUUCCGCUCGAUGCAUAUGUGAUGGACUUUGUUUUCUCUGAGAAGGAAGAUGAUGAAGGACUCUUUGACAACAAAAACGGUACGGAUUACCACAUUCCAGUGUUUGGAGGAGUUUUGAAGGAGUCACCAAUGCACAUUGUUCAUAUUUCUGUUGAAAUGGCUCCCAUUGCAAAGGUUGGAGGGCUUGGUGACGUGGUUACUAGUCUAUCCCGAGCUGUGCAAGACUUAAAUCACCAUGUUGACAUUAUUCUUCCCAAGUAUGACUGUUUGAACCUUAGCAAUGUGAAGGAAUUCCAGUACAACAGAAGCUAUUCUUGGGGCGGAACUGAAAUAAAAGUUUGGUUUGGUAAAGUGGAAGGUGUUCCAGUCUACUUUUUGGAGCCUCAUAAUAGAUUCUUUUCUACAGGUUGCAUAUAUGGUUGUAAGAAUGAUGCAGAGAGAUUUGGUUUCUUUUGCCAUGCUGCUCUAGAAUUUUUACUCCAAAGUGGAUUUCAUCCUGAUAUCAUUCACUGCCAUGAUUGGUCUAGCGCACCUGUUGCCUGGUUAUAUAAAGAUCAUUACAUGCAUUAUGGUCUUAGUAAAGCUCGGGUUGUCUUCACAAUUCAUAACCUUGAGUUUGGAGCCCACUUUAUUGGAAAAGCUGUGGGAUACUCAGACAAGACCACAACUGUAUCCGACACUUAUGCUAAGGAGGUUGCUGGAAAUCCUGCAAUUGCUCCACAUCUCUACAAGUUCCAUGGUAUAAUAAAUGGAAUUGAUCAAGAUAUCUGGGAUCCAUACAAUGAUAAAUUCAUUCCUAUAUCAUAUACUUCUGAAAAUGUUGUUGAAGGCAAACAAGCUGCCAAGGAAGCCUUGCAACAAAGGCUUGGUCUGAAAACAGCCGAUCUCCCUGUAGUAGGUAUUAUUACUCGCUUAACUCACCAGAAAGGAAUCCAUCUCAUCAAGCAUGCCAUUUGGCGUACCUUGGAACGCAAUGGACAGGUUGUAUUGCUUGGUUCAGCUCCAGAUCCUCGGAUCCAAAAUGAUUUUGUAAAUUUGGCAAAUCAAUUACGCUCUUCUUAUGGUGACCGUGCGCGCCUUUGUUUGACUUAUGAUGAGCCACUCUCACAUUUGAUAUACGCUGGUGCUGAUUUCAUCUUAGUUCCUUCAAUUUUUGAGCCAUGCGGACUGACACAACUCAUAGCAAUGAGAUAUGGUUCUAUACCUGUUGUUCGUAAAACUGGAGGACUUUACGAUACUGUAUUUGAUGUUGACCAUGACAAAGAGAGAGCAGAUGCCCAGGGUGUUGAACCAAAUGGAUUCAGCUUUGAUGGAGCUGACACUGCUGGUGUCGAUUAUGCUCUGAAUAGGGCUAUCUCUGCUUGGUAUGAUGGGCGGGAUUGGUUCAACUCGUUGUGCAAGACAGUGAUGGAGCAAGAUUGGUCUUGGAACAAGCCAGCUCUCGACUACAUGGAGCUUUAUCACGCAGCACGGAAGUGAAUAUAAGAUAUCAGAUACUCAGAGAUGGUUUUGUACAGGUUCAGUGAUAGAUUUCCAUAAUUUUUCUCAUUCAGUAGCUUAAAGAGCUGCAUAUAGUUCACCCAAGUGAAAUAAUGCAAAGGUGACACCAGUUGUGGAGCUAAAAAUGGUUCAUCCAUUUUUCUGUUACAUAUGUUAAUAGGUUGCUUUGUAGCGUUUUAGCGUAUCCUUUGUACUGAGCAAUAAUUUGUUGAUUAUAAUUAUUUCAAUGUACCAUAAAAGGUGAUUGUGAGAGUAAAGAGAGAGUUCAGAAUACAAA